This is a messenger RNA of Aedes albopictus (Asian tiger mosquito), 828 nucleotides long. RefSeq names its product doublesex- and mab-3-related transcription factor 2 (gene dmrt11E). The record is from RefSeq and is a predicted model, not a curated record. Gene Ontology annotation, molecular function: DNA-binding transcription factor activity, RNA polymerase II-specific; RNA polymerase II cis-regulatory region sequence-specific DNA binding. Gene Ontology annotation, biological process: regulation of transcription by RNA polymerase II; sex differentiation. Bases 1 to 828 code for a protein of 275 amino acids. Gene Ontology annotation, cellular component: nucleus. The transcript has 2 exons. Lineage: Eukaryota; Metazoa; Arthropoda; Insecta; Diptera; Culicidae.
AUGGAUCGCCUUCGUCGCGAGUUGGAUUUCGGGAAUCGUGACGACGACAACGACGAUGGUAGUUCACCGGAACCGUCUUCGUCCUCCUCCGCGACGACAACGACGACGGUGCGGCAGCACCUGCGAACGCCAAAGUGUGCCCGCUGUCGGAACCAUGGUGUCAUUUCGUGUCUUCGGGGCCAUAAGAAGUUGUGCCGGUGGAGGGAGUGCUGCUGUCAGAGCUGUUUGCUGGUGGUUCAACGGCAAAGGAUUAUGGCCGCACAGGUGGCACUGCGACGGCAGCAGCAGCAGCAACAACAGCAGCAGACUGUGUUGGGUGGGGGAGCAGGAUCGGGAAGUGAAUCGACGGCACUGACGGUGUCAAGUGGCGGGAAAGUGUUGAACAUGGAGGAGUUGAUCAUACAGAAGCAGAUCUACAGUCAGCAGCUGAAAGGUGUGCAACGGUCCAAAAUGGCUAGCAGGAACAUGAUUUACGACUCCCGCAAAUUUGCCUCAUUGUUCGAGUCGCCCCUGACGGAGCGGAUCCGAAAGCGGCGUGCCUUUGCCGACAGCCGACUGAUGAGUGCCCCGAUUCUGAUGGAAAUUCCCAGCCCUCGGACCGUGCCACCACCUCCGGUUUACGUCACACCUGCGGCGGCGGCGGCUUUCUUUCCGCUGAAACCGCUGAUCCUGUCACCUCUCGAGUUUGCCCAGCGGAGUUUUGGCGGCCUGAUGGAACAGUCCCCGCCACUUUCCACGUCGUCUUCGUCACCGUCGCCAUCACCUGCACCCGCCACCAACAAACCGAAACUAUCUUUUUCCAUAGAAUCCAUCAUAGGGGUCAAAUGA